Penaeus monodon (black tiger shrimp) is the source of this 1956-nucleotide messenger RNA. RefSeq names its product MRG/MORF4L-binding protein-like (gene MrgBP). Gene Ontology annotation, biological process: regulation of transcription by RNA polymerase II. The record is from RefSeq and is a predicted model, not a curated record. Lineage: Eukaryota; Metazoa; Arthropoda; Malacostraca; Decapoda; Penaeidae. Gene Ontology annotation, cellular component: NuA4 histone acetyltransferase complex; nucleus.
UUUUAUACAAGAGUACGACACCAUCAACAAGACCGGCGAGGGUGCCUGGCAUCCACUGGAAAACAACAACUUUUUUACGUGGCAUUGAGAAGCAUUUAAACCUUUGUGAUGUUGAACACUAAAAUGACUGACAUUGAAUGGAAUGUUGAGAAUGAGAUCCAGCUGUUUUAUGCCAUGAUGGGCCACAAGCCAGUAGGUGUGAAUAAACACUUCCAAAUGAUGAUUAUUCAUGACAAGCUUAGUUCCUCUCUUAACUGUGAAUUAUCAACACAAACCAUAUGGAAGAAACUGGAGACUCUAUAUGACUUGGCUGCCUUGGAUGAAUCGGAUAAACUACCAUUUCCAAAUGAUGAGAAUGAUUUUAGUCUCCCAGACAUAGAGUUUUCUGAUCUUUUAGAUUCUCCAGUAGACGAGAUCGAGUCCGAGAGGUCCGAGAUGAGGAUGAUGACACACCCCGCAGGCAAGGCAAGCGUGGCCGUGACUCUAAACCUUCCUCCCCAGCCCACACUCCAACUUCCAACAAGAGACGUAGAAAUUGACCGAAGUUACUUUUAAUGGCAUUGGGUAUUAUUUUUUGCUCGCAUGGGGUUUAAAGAACUUCAUUAUGUUCUUAAAAACAAGAAAUGUAAGGCACUAUGGCAAGAUUUUGAUAGUGUAUAAACUAAGCAUUUUAUAUCUUUGUGUAAUAUUUCGUAUUUGCAAAAAUGUGUAUGAAAUAUGCAUUACAAGGAGGUCAAGGUACAUUUAUAUUACGUAAUCAAUCUCAAUGAUUUUUAUUGAUGCCAAAGUAUUCAUUUUGUUUAUAUUUUUGUAGGUUUGUUUUUAAGGAAUCUGAUGUAAAUAUAUAUUAUGAAAUUUAAAUGAAAUAAAGAAAAAGGGAAUUUCAAUUUUCUAUUAUACAUUUUUGAGAGCAGGGAUAGGAAGGGUUAAUAUGAUAAUUGCUACAUAAUUUAUUUUCUUAAAAUAUGGUAAAAAAAAAAUAGCUUACUGCAAUGCCUUAUGUAAAUGAAAAAUAAAAGCACUUCACCAUGACAGGAAUCUGAAUUUAUAUUAUGAAAGAAAGAAUGCCAUGUAAACACACUCAUUUAACAGACAAAUGGCUUAGGAAAAUUAUAUAUUUAUAUAAUUUUUCCUCUCUCUCUUGCCUAACCAUAUACGAGAGGCUUUUGCAUAAAACUUUCCUUGUGGUUUUUCCAUGUGGAUGGAAUUUUAUGUGUAUAAUUUUAACAUAGUUAUGUAUUGUAGGUAAUCAAUCAUUUCAUGUCUUAGCCUUCAGAUUCCAUGUGGUUUGUGAUGUUUUCAGUGAUAGAUAAUCAUCUCAUUUAUUUAUGCCACCAAAGGUCAUGGUUUUGAAAGUAAUCAUUAGGUGAGUUCAGUGUUUUAUGUAUAUUUUGAAGAGGAAAUAUAGAUAUCCACUUUUUUAUAUUUAAAAUUUUGUUACUAGCAUUUUAAUUUAUUACCAACCAUCUGAUACAUAUUUUGACAUUGUGCUAUGUUUACUUCAGUGGCUGUUUACAUAAAUAAUUUACAAAAGUUUAUGAGCAUUAGUGGAAGAAGGAAAAUGCCAAAAUAAUCAUUUUGACACUGGCUUCAGGAUUUGAUUGAGAUCCUGCAUAUUAAAGCAUUUUGAUGUUAAUGCAAUAUUUGCCUUGAUAAGUUUACUGAUAAACAAAUAGCACAAGUGUAUAUGUUCUUCAUCAUCACUGCCGUUUUAGAUAUAAGUCACUCAUUGAACGCAGGUUGGUAUAAAGUAUGAGAAAGAUAAAGCACUGUCUCUACAUAAUGAACAUAUUAUGUGCCAUCCAUAAAGGGGUGUUAGCAUUAGGCCUUAGAAUAUCUUUGGAUAACUAGUGAUACUAAUAUGCUGGGGAGUAAAAAAGGGAUUUGAAUAUUCUUAUUUUCAUUCCCAGAUAAACUGUUUCAUUCCUUAUGUUUAUCAGAUAUAUGUGCUGCAUG